AUGACUUUCCCUGGAGGGGCUCAUGUGUCAAGGAAAGUCUUCAUCCCUCAUGGCUGUCCCCUUAUCUUGAGAUUAAUUUUAGCUGUGAUUUGUUUGAGUGCAAUGGGUUUUGCGUGUCCCAAGAGUUGCCACUGCUUCGAGAAGAAUGGCUUGACGGUAGUGCAGUGUUCCUCUCGCAACCUAGAAGAGAUUCCCUCCAACCUUCCUCACGAUACUGUGUCGCUUCUUCUGUCCUCCAAUCACAUCACCAAAAUCCCAAACCAGGCUUUUAAAAACCUUCCCUGGCUCCAAGAGCUGGACUUGUCAAGGAACGCCAUCGAAACCGUGGACGCUGGGGCUUUUCAAGGUGUCACGGAGAGCUUGCGUGCACUCGACCUGUCCCAUAAUCGCAUGCAAAGCGUCCCUAAGGAGGCCUUCGCUCGGCUGCAUGCCAAGAUCAGCCUGUCCAACAACCCGUGGCACUGUGAGUGCACCCUUCAGGAGGUGUUGCGCGAACUCAGGCUGGAUCCCGAGACUGUGAACGAGGUGAGCUGCCACACCUCUGUUCAGGAAGAGUACGCCGGCAAGCCUGUCAUCCAAGUCUUGGAUUCGGGCAUAAACUUUUGUAACUUCCACCAUAAGACUACAGAUGUGGCUAUGUUUGUCACCAUGUUUGGUUGGUUCACGAUGGUUAUCGCUUAUGUCAUCUAUUACGUACGGCAUAACCAGGAAGAUGCUAGGAGGCAUCUGGAGUACCUCAAGUCCCUGCCAAGUAGCUCCCAAAUUAGUAAGGACUUUGACACAAUCAGCACUGUUCUCUAGCAUCAGUCAAUGCAGUGUAGGAGUGAAUGUGUUUGGCACAUUGAUGAUGGCACAACAGCAAGCCUUAUAAGGGAGAGUGGGGUAAGAUGUGUCAUUUACUCAGUUUGUCCUCAAGGAAAGGAGAAACAAGGAAUCAUUGAGAAACCUGUAUUUGUAUGCACUUAAAAAAAUCAUUUGCUCGGCAAAAACCAAUUCCAAAGUCUUAUUUGCCCUGUACAUCAUUGACAUUUUCAUAUAGAAGAAAAAAGAUUUAAUUUUGAGAAUAUUUUAUUGUAAAUAUUUUCUAAUAAUAGUAUUUCGCACAAUUGGAACCGAAGCUUACCAAAUGCCAAACAUGCAUGAAAUUUAUCUUUUAUUUAUUUGCUUAGACAAUAAAUUGUCUGCUGCAGAAAAUAUAGUUUGACAGGCAAAAUGCCACUUUUUUAGAAUUAAAAACCACCUCUUAUUCAGUAUGCAGCUGCUUAUUGAGCUGAGUCCUUUUUAAAUAUUUGGUCCAGUUUGAUUGAUUAUAAAAAUGACACAUCUUGCCCUACUCCUCCCGAGUUCCAGUAUUAUUUGAUUUGAUUGUGAAUGUUUUUUCGUGGGUUUUCGCACAAUGAAUGUGUUGACAAUUGUUCUGUGAUGCAAUUCAGUGUUCCCAUUCAUGUACCCUCAGUCGACCUACAUAAGUCCUGCAGUCUCUGUGGUGGCCGCUUUGUGCCUCACGACAGGAAGCUGCAGAAGCUCCAUUUCUUUCUGCAGGUGCUUAUCCCAUUAUUUCUUGAAUUGGUUUUAUUAAUUUGUAUGCUAAUUUAAUGGUGUUUCAGAACAGAAUAUUAAAUGCUGGAUUUAUGGGAUAUUUUUUUCCUUAUUUUGUAUUGCUGACCAAGUAGAGUAAGUAAAUAAUCACUGCCAAAAACAAAACAAAACAAAGCCCAUCAGUUAAGCUCUGCCUUGAUAACUGGAAACUUGCCCGCCAUUUUUGGCAGAGUUCUAAUUACUCAAGUGCCUAAUCCUGGUACCUCAGCACCAAUACACUGUGCAUUGGGCAUUAUUUGGU
Sinocyclocheilus rhinocerous is the source of this 1840-nucleotide messenger RNA. RefSeq names its product leucine-rich repeat-containing protein 3. The record is from RefSeq and is a predicted model, not a curated record. The coding region runs from base 1 to 801 and encodes 266 amino acids. Gene Ontology annotation, cellular component: plasma membrane. Gene Ontology annotation, molecular function: protein binding. The transcript has a single exon. NCBI's taxonomy places the organism in Eukaryota, Metazoa, Chordata, Actinopteri, Cypriniformes, Cyprinidae.